This is a messenger RNA of Anneissia japonica, 259 nucleotides long. RefSeq names its product DNA polymerase epsilon catalytic subunit A-like. NCBI's taxonomy places the organism in Eukaryota, Metazoa, Echinodermata, Crinoidea, Comatulida, Comatulidae. Gene Ontology annotation, cellular component: epsilon DNA polymerase complex. Gene Ontology annotation, biological process: nucleotide-excision repair, DNA gap filling; mitotic cell cycle; DNA replication proofreading. Gene Ontology annotation, molecular function: DNA-directed DNA polymerase activity; single-stranded DNA 3'-5' DNA exonuclease activity; DNA binding. The record is from RefSeq and is a predicted model, not a curated record. The transcript has 3 exons. The annotation marks the transcript as partial.
CAUGGAGAAAAGUGAAUAAGUCUCUGCCAAGAUCGAACCCUGCCUACUUUCUUUAUGAAUAUGCUGUUCCUGAACACCUCUUCCAAGAGCAUUCUAAUGAGCUGUAUGCCGACUUGUCAGCCCCAGACAUUGAAGGUGUAUAUGAAACGCAGCUAGGCCUGGAUUUCAGGGCCUUAGUGAGAUUAGGAUGUGUGUGUAUGGUUAGUAGGCAAUAUGCAAGGUACUUGGCUGGAAAGGAAGUAGAUACGUUUGACCUGCA